Molecule: messenger RNA, 1806 nt
Organism: Pogonomyrmex barbatus (red harvester ant)
Lineage: Eukaryota; Metazoa; Arthropoda; Insecta; Hymenoptera; Formicidae
Biological process (GO): regulation of translational initiation
Cellular component (GO): cytosol
Molecular function (GO): translation activator activity
Source: RefSeq, a predicted model, not a curated record
UGUUUAAUAUACAUAUAUUUGAUGUUAGAGAAAAAAAAUUUAAUUGUGCGAAUUUUCUAAAUUUACAUCUUCCCUCCUUUUCUCUCCGAUGUCUAUCUCCCCUCCCUCGCCAUCUCUUUCCAAUUACAGAAAAAUGUAGCGCGGCACAACCGUAAAGACCUUGCGGUUUGUGCCGCGACUGCAUUGUAGGUAUAAAACUUGAAAAUCUGAGGUAUACGAAUGGCCGGAUUGUAAUCUCGUAAUAUCAUGAAUUUCAAAAUAGGUUCCAAUUCGCCACGACUCGCUAAUAGCAGUGCUCGAGGAUGACUUCGUUCGGUCGCGGUCGCGGAUGGUCCGCUCAUAGCCAAGAUCAGAAUCUGCGUAGACCGAGUGGCGUGCUCGGUACCAAUAAAAUCGUGAGAGAUAUAAUGGACAAGAUAGUUUCAUGCGACGAGAAUGAAUGUUUAUCGUCGCAAUUAAUGAAUGAGAUCGUAGACUUGUUGAUCGUCGCAUAUAAAGAGGAAAAUCUGAGGCACGUAUGCAAUUCUAUCUGGAAGCGGGCCAUGUAUCAGCAUACCACAAGGAUAGCAAUGAUAUUCAGUAACAAUAAGAUCGCUUUGUUGGAAUGUGGUACCACCAAUUUACGAGGCAACUUCUUACGUUUCUUACAGGAAAAUUACAUGUCUAAAGAAAUAUAUAGAGAGAAUAAAGAGACAUUUGCCAAUAAUGUUUUGCUUCAUGCAGAGGUUUAUUAUCAUAUGAGAAUGAGCAAUGGAAGUAGAUUGGAGAUAUUAGCUGAACCAUUGAUUCAAUACAUGAAAGAUCUAUUACAAGAUAAUCCCCAGGAUACUACUUAUUUUAUCAUGAUACAGAUUCUUAGAUCUGGCAAGGAUCUUAACAUGGCAUGUCCAGAGGAAUUAGAAAAUCUAAUAAUGACAAUUAGACAAUUGAUAGUAAAGGAAAACUUUCACAAUCCUGAAAACAAUGCAGCAUUAUUAUUAAUUGUAGAGUUAGCCAAUAAUGGCUAUGAAAUUAAGGAUACACAAGUGCAACAUUUCUAUCUCUCUAAUAUCAAGUCUAUUUCCUUUGAACAUCCGUUUUCUCACGAAGAAUUAAAGGUGAUUGCGACGAAAAUUGAAAAUGAUAAUCAAUUAUCGGAAGUUGAUAACAUUCAACGAAUUGUAAAAGAAAAAAUGAAAAAUGAUACGUCCGAAUAUAGUAGUUAUUCGAAAAAUUCUAACGUUCCGAGAGCGAUACGUGGUUCGGGCGCAUUAGAUAAAUCAAAGAAAGGAAUGAAUAUUAACGCAAAAUCAAAUUCAUUAAGGACAACAAGAGAAAGAAACAAGAAUUGGGGUCAUGACGAUAGGUUUCACGAGCAUUAUGAAUAAUUAUGAUCUUUGCAAAAGUUAUUAUCAACUAUGGUGCAGAGAAUAAAUAUAGUUGUAAAAGAGAUUUUUCCAGAAAGAUCAUGGAUUUAUAUAUAUGUAUACACGACAUAUAUAUGUCAUAAUUACAAUCAAAGAAGAAAAUCAUUGGAUCCUUUUUUUUUCGAUAGAAUGUGUAAAAAGAAUAAUCUCAUUUUUCUAUUUUAUCAUUAAGAAAUCAUGGAAUGUAAUGUGUCUUGUUAUCACCUCACUUGUUUUUACCUCAGGUAAAAUUUUCAGAUAAUACAUUUUAUGAGAUCAAUCUUGUCAAAGGACAACUUGUAAUAGAAAAUGAUAAGCUUUAUAAAUAAGCUGGGGUUUAGGAACAAUGUACUCUAUAUUGUUAGAUACUUAACGAUAUUGUCUCUGUUUAAAAUAUCAAGACAAUCAAUAAUCACAAAAA